UGCCCAAAACCCCGGCUGCUGUUAGGAAGCACCUUUCCCUCUCAGCUGGGCCACAGUCUAUGCUAGACAGUCAGAUGUUUCAGGUUCUCAGGUUCAGGUUUCCAUCUCUCAUCUUCCAAGCUGUUGCUGAGCUGAGUGGCUUGGUUGUUUAGCUGGUGCUGCCGAGCAAAUUUUGGUCUCUAUGCGCACAGGAUUAUCAGACACACAAACUUUUUUUUCUCUUUUUAACUUUUUAACAUUCUUUGAAGUGAGAAGCGAAGGAGCAUUUUGUGGAACGUUUUGUUUUGUUGUGUUUUGUUUUUAAUUACACUUUUUUUGGUCACUCUUUUUAGGAAAUUUUGCUCUGGUUUUUGCUUCAUCCUUGGACCAGUUCCUUGCAUGCAAUGGAUCACACUUUGUUCGGCUGUUUGCGCAGCCCCCACACCCCUCCGCAGGCCCUGCACCCUGCUUUCGCCCUUCACGGACGCUCCGAGCACCUCUCCACCUACCCUGACCUCUCCACCAACUCCUCUUCAACCUGCAUCGUGAGCGGUUACCCAGGUGAGGAAGGGGGACUCUAUGGGGGACAUGGGCACCAGCGAGGGCCACCCAUCUCCCAGCAGCAUCACCAUCUACCCCAACCACAGCAAACGGGCUGGCACAUACCCCAGACGCCCAGCUCCUCGCCCGCCAGUGCUCGCCUGGGACUGGGCAUCUCGGCCCCUGAUUCAGGCUCAUCAGACAUGUGUCCCGGGGGUCCAAGCCUCUGUGCCAGUACGCCGAGCCUCAAUGGAGGGGUGCCCUCAGGGGCCUCCUGUGUGCCCGGUGGAGAUUUUGGGCGUCAUACGAUGUCCCCGGCCGAAGCAGAGAAAAGGAAUAACAAACGGAGAAGUGACUGCUCUGAGUCCCAAGAUGGGAAUUACAAAACGGACGUCAACAGCAAGCCAAGAAAAGAGAGAACCGCGUUUACCAAAGAACAGAUCCGAGAACUGGAGGCAGAAUUUGCUCAUCACAACUAUUUGACGAGACUCAGGCGGUAUGAAAUCGCUGUAAAUCUGGAUCUCACGGAAAGGCAGGUGAAAGUGUGGUUUCAGAACAGACGCAUGAAGUGGAAGCGUGUGAAAGGAGGCCAGCAGGGGGCGGUAGCGAGAGAGAAAGAGCUUGUGAAUGUGAAAAAGGGGACGUUGCUUCCCUCCGAGUUUUCGGGCAUUCCUGGACUCCACCACACACGGGACUCUCUUGUCAACAAUGAGGAUAGCCACGACAGUGACCAGAGCUCUGAGCACACUCAUUUAUGAUGCACACAGAUCAGCCAUUUGAUGCUUAUAAUCGGACUAAGAUAGGCAUUAUUUUAAGAGCAGUACAUUUAUCACAAACAAUCAAGGACUGCACAGCAGACUGUACUCGCCAAACAAUAAAUAAAAAAUAAAUAAAAAACUGCACCACAUCCCCUUUCAGGACAGUUGCUAAGGGCUCAAAGUAGCUAGCCUACUAGCUGAGAUGAAAUGCUCAAUAAUCAUGUAUAAAUGUACACAGGACUUUUGUUUUAUAUGUGUACUUGAAUGAUACAGAAAAUGUGUGGUAUUUUGACAUCAGUAUUUUCAAAGGGAAAGAGCUAUGCUAGUAGUCUGACGGAUUGGGAAUUUUCUAUACACAUUUUUCAUGUGCUGCAUUGAAGGUGCCGUAUGUUAGCCAUUUCAAAAUCCCGCCCUCCUAAGACAUUUCAGCAACCUAAAAUGCUCAAAAUGGCUGACAGGCAGAGAGUACCUUAAAGUCGGUCAUACAAUGAUGUCCCACUGUCAGAUUUAGGGUCACAUUUAGGGGUGCAUUCUCAGGACAACUAUUUCAGUGAUAUUUGUCAGGCAGUUGUGAUUUUUAUAUGCAUGGUAUUCCAUAAAAACAAAUCACUGACAGCACCUGUAAAAUACCCUUCCACUGCUUUUUUACUUGAAAGGUGGAACCUAGCACUAAUUAAAAUGAUUGCUUGAAUCUGGUCAAAACAACAUUCCAUUCCGGUCUGGCAUGGGAGAGAACACAGGUGUAUGUUUUAGUUUGCACUGUCGAAUUAUGUGCCUAAAUUGAUUUCUACUGUUUGUUUUUAUACAAUUUUAAUGCAUUCGAAAUCAAUCACUCAAGCAUGCAGGAGAGUCAAAAACAUUGCAUCUAAUAUUAUGUCAUGUAAAUAUAUCAGUAUUCUAAAUUUGCAAUGGUCUAACAACUGUUUCAUAUGCACACAAUACCACAUGCUUCAACAAUAAAACUUUCUUAUGUUGCAUGGAUGAUUCUUUCUCUGGGUUGAACUGGUGUAAGACAUUGUUGGGAGAAUGAUUUCAGAAAACUGCUACUGAUUACAGUGAACUGAACUGAUUGCCUGUAUCUAAUAAUUUAAAUCUUGUUUAUUAACUCAGUUUGAUGCAAUUCAAGUGUGUACGCGAGAACAUAAAAUUGUUUUUAGCAGCGAACAAGCUUCUCUCACAGUGCUCAUGAACAUGCAACAGACACAAGAUUUGCGCUGAAAAUGACUUGGGGUGUUUCUCACCAAAACCUACCUGUAUCAUAUGGCUUCAGAAGACUUGGAAUAAGAUGCAUUAGUUGAAUGGACUACUUUUAUUGGGACUUUUUAAAGUCUUGAAGUGAAUCAUUAUCAACUGCAAUUGGAAAGACGGGAUAUGAUAUUCGUUAUUUUUUUAUUUUUUUUUAUUUUGUGUUCUACAUAUGAAUGAAAGUCAUACAGGUUUGGAACAUUAUG
Molecule: messenger RNA, 2728 nt
Organism: Myxocyprinus asiaticus (Chinese sucker)
Lineage: Eukaryota; Metazoa; Chordata; Actinopteri; Cypriniformes; Catostomidae
Product: homeobox protein MOX-2-like
Exons: 3
Coding region: 384-1277 (297 amino acids)
Biological process (GO): positive regulation of transcription by RNA polymerase II
Cellular component (GO): nucleus
Molecular function (GO): DNA-binding transcription factor activity, RNA polymerase II-specific; RNA polymerase II cis-regulatory region sequence-specific DNA binding
Source: RefSeq, a predicted model, not a curated record